CUUUAAAAAAUUGGCAUUCAUUUUGUGUCUGAUCUGUCAAUAACUUGUCCUAGCUGCCAUUUAUUUAUCCCUCAGACUUAUUAAUUUGGUCAAAAGUGAUUAAUUUUCUUGUUAUUUACCAAUUGCAGUUUGUAUUGUGUAUUUUAGGAACUGUGUCAUGCGAUUAUAGUCGGAUACCUUGUGUUACGCGGCGGACAUCUUGUUUGAUGCAGUAGUAGUUGUCAUCGCGUCAAGUCACAGAAAGCUCCUUCGCGAAGUGGAAGAAUUUGGGUUUUUACAUGGAAAUAGGCAUGAUGUCGGAUGAAAUGCCUAUUAUGGGACCACCAUCUGUCACUUGUUUAUAUGGAAAUUAUAAAGAAUCGUCUCCUGAUUAUGCCCGAGAGCGUGAUUUGUGCUUGCAGUGUUUUGAAAAGUGGAGCGAAUCCGAACAAACUGAAUUUGUUGAACUACUUUUAACCAAAAUGCUUCAUCAUCAACACAGCCAGAUAAGUUCAUUUUUACGACCUAUGUUGCGGAGAGAUUUUAUAUCCCUCCUUCCUAAAAAAGGCUUAGAUCACGUUGCAGAAAAUAUUUUGUCCUACUUAGAUGCAAAAUCACUUUGUGCAGCCGAACUUGUGUGCAAAGAGUGGUAUCAAGUGAUUUCUGAAGGUAUGCUAUGGAAGAAAUUAAUCGAACGAUGUGUCCGAACUGAUUCAUUAUGGAGAGGUUUAAUGGAAAGACGAGGUUGGAUUAAAUAUUUGUUUAAACCUUCUCCCGGAGAGCCACAUCCAGAUCACAUGUUUUAUCGGAGGCUGUAUCCUAAAAUCAUCCAAGAUAUUGAAAAUAUUGAAACCAACUGGCGAUGUGGUCGCCACACUCUUAAAAGAAUCAAUUGCCAAAGUGAGAAUAGCAAAGGUGUAUAUUGUGUGCAAUAUGAUGAUCACAAGAUUGUUAGUGGUUUGAGAGAUAAUACUAUAAAAAUAUGGGAUCGUACCUCUUUGGAGUGUAUACAAGUUCUAACUGGUCAUACUGGUUCAGUUUUAUGUCUUCAGUAUGAUGAUAGAGUUAUUAUUAGUGGAUCCAGUGAUUCUACUGUCCGUGUAUGGGAUGUCAAAACUGGUGAACUCGUCAAUACUCUUAUUCAUCACUGUGAAGCUGUUUUACAUUUACGGUUUAACAAUGGCAUGAUGGUUACUUGUUCUAAAGAUCGCUCUAUUACUGUAUGGAAUAUGGUUUCACCAUCUGAAAUAACAAUUCAACGAGUGCUUGUUGGUCAUCGAGCUGCUGUUAAUGUUGUAGACUUUGAUGAAAAAUAUAUUGUUUCUGCCUCUGGUGACAGGACUAUUAAGGUGUGGAAUACAUCUACUUGUGAAUUUGUUCGUACUCUAAAUGGGCAUAAACGAGGAAUAGCUUGCCUGCAGUACAGAGACAGGUUAGUAGUGAGUGGUAGCUCAGAUAACACAAUAAGACUGUGGGACAUUGAAAGUGGUGCUUGCUUGCGAACUCUUGAAGGACACAAAGAAUUGGUAAGAUGCAUACAGUUUGAUAACAAAAGAAUAGUCAGUGGAGCAUAUGAUGGAAAAAUUAAGGUUUGGGAUCUUGCUGCUGCUUUGGAUCCGCGUGCACCUGCUGGUUCUCUUUGUUUACGUACAUCAGUGGAGCAUUCUGGCAGAGUUUUCCGUUUGCAGUUUGAUGAUUUCCAGAUUGUGAGUAGUUCUCAUGAUGAUACUAUUCUGAUUUGGGAUUUCCUGAAUGGAACACCUCCAGAAACACCUCAAAUGACUCUUAGAUCUCCUUCCCGUACAUAUACUUAUGUUUCUAAAUAAUUUAUCUGAUGUGAUAACAUAAUAUGUGUUAGAAAAUUGUGUUAUUAUUAUAUUAUAUGCAUGUUUAUAUGUUCCAAAUAAACUUGCAUUGCUAAUUAGGAUUGAACAAAAUGGUUGUGAUGAAUGUUUGGGCCCAAUCACCUAUGUCCUAUUAUGUUUCAAUUGCAUCAGGGUAAAAAGUUUUAGCCUUUUUUCUUUUUCUUGAUGCUUAUUAAAAUAUAGUUCCUUUUUACAAUAAACUGCACUCUGGUUGGAAAAAAAUCAUCUAGUAUUCUUGUUAAUAGCUAUAAAAAUGCAUAUUACAUUUAAAGUCUUGUUUUGGCUGACUUGUUCCAAAUUACAUGCAUAAUGAUAUUCUGUUUAAACAAAAAUAUUCCAAUUUACUACUGUAUUGUAGUUGCAAUGAUGAUUUAAAUAAUUGUGAAGGAAUCAUUUUUGUGAUUAUCAUUGUGAAGGAAAACUAUAUUGUGUUUUCAACAAUAAUGGUUUUCUAAUACUUUAUUGCACAAUAUUAAUCAUCGAAAAAUCAUGCUUUUCAUCCAGUUGCUGAUAGAAAUGAUGUAGAAUGCUGUUUAGUAUAUAGAAAAACAGACUUGAAAUAAAAUUUUACUGUUGUAAAAUAUAAUCCAGAUUUUUUUUUUUAUUACAAUUUAGGGUUUGAUGGAUUUUCAGUCAUUAAUUCAUAUGUGUAAAAAAAAGAUUCUUAUCUUUUAAGUUGCGUGUCAACAUAUUGCUUGUUAAUAUUAUAGUUUAAAAAGAGAAAAUUUCCAAACUUGCUGCUUUAUCAUCUAAGCACCUAUUUUGUUACUAAGUUGUCUUGAAUGCUUGUAUAUCAAAAUCGUACCUAGCUAUUAGAAAUUUUAAAUAAACUUUCUAAUUAUUUUUUUCACUUACAAGUUAAAAAUGUUGAUUCUAGAGAAUUUUUUAACUCUUAUUUUUAGUAAACUUAUAUAUGUCAUUAUUUUUGUCUCAGUGGAAAAAUUUAUAAUUUGUAAAAUCCAUAGUUAGCAAUUUCUAUUUUAAAAGCAUUUUUGUUUUUAAAACUAAAAAUUUGUUGUUUAAAGUUAAAAUGCAAUAAAUUUUUACCCAUAAACAUUAUAUUUUUAAAAUUGCUGAUUCUGAUUAUAAAAUAAGCUCAUCAAUUUUCCUAAUU
Messenger RNA from Argiope bruennichi, 2958 nucleotides. RefSeq names its product F-box/WD repeat-containing protein 1A-like. Gene Ontology annotation, molecular function: protein dimerization activity. Lineage: Eukaryota; Metazoa; Arthropoda; Arachnida; Araneae; Araneidae. Bases 279 to 1805 code for a protein of 508 amino acids. The record is from RefSeq and is a predicted model, not a curated record. The transcript has a single exon.